AUUUGUUUUGUCUGAUUUGUUUGGUGUUUGUUGUGUAAUUUACACCUUCAAAACAAUUUUCAAUAAUUUAAAUAAAGUCCCUAACUUCAUUUAAGCUACUCUGACUGAAUUUAUUGGUACACAUAUUCAUUGAAAUAAAACUUUAGUUUUAUGGGGAUAUUAUAACCUAAAAACCUAUAUAGAAGUUAGAUCCGCAUAAAAUGGCUACAAAAAGAACUCAACUAGAACAUUACAGAAGAUCUUUGUUAAAUAGAGUGACAGCAAAUGCAUCAUUCGUCGAAUAUAUCGAGAACUGUCUAUCAAGAGAAGAUGAAGCUGCAAAGUAUUCCUUUCAUAAAGUUAUGGUACACAAUUGGAGUGGCACAGAAGCACAGCUAUUUGACACGCUCAGCGAGUAUUGUAACACCGCUAUAAUACCAGUCAUGUUCUCAUCACAGAGUGAAAUCACCUCCUUUUAUACAAGCAGUCUUGGUCUUAUACUGAGGCUGAUUAAAGUUGAUUUUAUGUUUCCGUUCCAACGGAACAUGUUUAACGUAGAUAUAUUGUUUAACGAUAAAAACUCUGUAGACUGCUUUCAGAACACUGUGACUAUAGAGGAUAUUGUCUGUGGUGUGGUCAGUCGUAGAUUUAGUGAAAAAUGCGAGUUAGAUCUUUCUAACUUCUGUAAUGACCCUGAAUUUGUGGAAAAGAAAAUAAGUUUCUACAAAAUAACACUGCUGUCACAUUUCAAAAUAUUAAUGUUAAGAAUGGGAAGGGACACAAAGUCACUGAUUUUGAGUGAGAAUAAUUUAAGUCAAGUACCAUUGGAUAUUUUAAACUUCUUCAUCAAAGGUGACCUCACUUCCAUCAAUUUAAGUAAUAAUAAUAUACCGUCACUGCAAGAGUUGUUCAGGAUAAGUAGCAAAAUCGAAAAGUUAUGGCUGGAAGGGAAUCCGCUCUGUGAAGACAUAGAUUCAAUUGAAUAUAUCAAAAAUAUUGCAAUAAAAUUCCCAAGAUUGUCAGAAUUAGAUGGCAUUAAAGUGAAUCAACACGGAUGGAGUUUUCCUUUCUUCAGGAACUACUUGUCUACACCAGACAAGAAAACCAAAAUGGUGGUGGAAAAGUUUCUGGCCCUUUACUUCACUUAUUACGAUGACAAAUCCAACAGGAAAAUUGAUUCCUUCUAUGAUAUUGCAGCUGCUCUGACUAUGAUGUCAAAUUUCACAGAGGACGAAGAGCAAGAAAUCCCGCAAUAUGGUCAAUGCACGCGCAAUAUACUAAACCCGCAGAAGCGACGGUUUACAUUAUACAACCAAAAGAUAUACCGCGGUCGGCAAGCGGUCGUGAACCAGCUCGCCAACCUGCCGCCGUGUCAGCAUGACCCUACUAGCUUCACUAUUGACGUCACUUUACAUAAUAACAAAUCACUAUUCCUUAUAGUCGAUGGAGUAUACAGGGAAGAAAACCACAAGUCAAUCAAACAGCCAGACUACCGUUACUACCAGUUCCGGAGGUCCUUCGUGUUCAAAGUUGAAGUUGUGAAGUCGAAGUAUUCGUAUUUUAUUACGAACGAAAUAUUCAGCGUGACGUGGGCAAGCAAAGAUGUAAUUAAGGCUUGCUUUCAGAAUCCUAUCAGGAAUUUGAACGACUUAUGCCUGAUAUACCCAGACCCCGACGAAUCGGAGGCUGUUAUCAAAGCGUUCAUGCACAUCACGCAUCUGAAGAAGUCUGAGGCGGAAGCACGGCUGAGAAUUGAAAGUUGGGAUAUCAGGAAUGCCCUAAAAGUAUUUAUGUCGCAUUACCAAACCAAUAAAAUAUCAUUUGACAAGUUUAUAGAGGACGAUGAUUUUUCAGACACAUCAUCACUGAUUGACGAUGAUAUUGAUCAUAUUGACUGAAUAAAUUUUAUUUCAUAAAACUUUA
This is a messenger RNA of Ostrinia furnacalis (Asian corn borer), 1902 nucleotides long. RefSeq names its product nuclear RNA export factor 1. Gene Ontology annotation, cellular component: nucleus. NCBI's taxonomy places the organism in Eukaryota, Metazoa, Arthropoda, Insecta, Lepidoptera, Crambidae. The record is from RefSeq and is a predicted model, not a curated record. The transcript is spliced from 10 exons. The coding region runs from base 201 to 1877 and encodes 558 amino acids. Gene Ontology annotation, molecular function: RNA binding; protein binding. Gene Ontology annotation, biological process: poly(A)+ mRNA export from nucleus.